Molecule: messenger RNA, 2796 nt
Organism: Cantharellus anzutake
Lineage: Eukaryota; Fungi; Basidiomycota; Agaricomycetes; Cantharellales; Hydnaceae
Exons: 23
Coding region: 1-2796 (931 amino acids)
Biological process (GO): proteolysis; glutathione catabolic process
Molecular function (GO): peptidase activity; protein binding
Source: RefSeq, a predicted model, not a curated record
AUGUAUUCUGUUGGCAGCGGUGUUUCUGACCCUACAGAGGCCCCCAAAGAACUCAGCAUCACGACCCCAAACCCGAUCCUGGCGCAUACACUCCGCCAGGAAGAGAGUUCCGUGCUAAGCCUAGCUGCUGAUGUCCACCAUAUUUUCAGUGGUAGCCAAGGAAAGGACAUCUAUGUAUGGGAUCGACAGACAUUUCAGAUCAAGACCACUCUGAAGGGACAUGAGGGGAGUGUGCUUAUGCUGGAAGUCUCAGAGGAGAAAGGCUGGUUAUUCAGUUCUUCGAGCGAUAGCACAAUACGUGUUUGGGAUACUUCGGCAUUAUCUCUGAUAUACACCAUUCACCCUCAUGGAGAGACGGAAGCUGGUGAUAUCUUUUCCCUCGCUUAUUCUCCGCCUCAUUCCUCGAUGGACUCUGACGAUGCGCCUGGGUUGAAUACACUCUUUUUCGGAUGUCAGAAUACUUCGCUUCAAUGGCUGGACCUUUCACGGCCGAACGACUGCCUCGCCUUAGAGGACAUGGACGCAUCGGAUCUGAGCAUGGUAGGGGACGGAAGUGGGGCUGUUACUCCAGAGGUUAUUCCUAUGGGUCUAGGAAUUUCUGUUGCUUCUCCCUCCGGAUUGCGCAAAUUGCACAAAUUUUUUGACAGUCAACCAAGGGGAGCAAGCAACUCCGCUCUGGGAUCAGUUCGUACCCCUAGUUCGGCUAUCUCACAACUGCCUUCAUCUGCGGAGAAUUUUACCCUUCAGGUUCCGCCACAAAACGUCAUUGAAUCCGCACAUUUCGGCUAUGUUUACUGCAUGGCCCUCGUCCCUUGGGGAUGUUCAUCUUCAUCUAGGAAUGGAGGAAGCGAAAGCGAGAUUGACUCCCAUUCGAUUUCUCAAUGCCUAGUCACUGGUAGUGGUAAUGCCGAUGUUAAGGUACUUACGUCGCUCGGCCCGCCUAAACUUCAGCAUACAUUUACCACUCCUUGCGGCGGUAGUGGUGGUGCCGUCUUAUCUAUCCUGAUUCGUAACGGUUGUCUAUUCGCUGGCUGUCAAGAUGGUCUUGUCCAUAUUUGGGACUUUGAAAUGAAGUCCCUCGUGAGGUCGAUCCCAGUUGCUGCAGAGAGCAUCGACGUCCUAUCGUUGUCAAUGCUUGAUGACGAUCUCUACACUUGCUUGUCUAAUGGGAAAUCAAGGUCACGGUGGUCUCGUUCAUUUGCCUGCUCUGCGAUCUGGAAGGCUCACGAUGGAAUAGUCCUGUCGUCCAUCGUUGCACGGAUAUCACAGACCGAUAGCUCAGACCCGGAGAGCCCUCCACAAACUGGUCAGCAGUAUAGCUUGAUAACGGGCGCAAGCGAUAACCAUAUAAAGUUAUGGACGAUAAGUGGUCCGCGCCAAGCAAGCAAGGCACACGUUGUCCGGCCGCAGGUGCAAGCUAGACACUUUCCAUUACCACCUACGGAUUCAUAUCCCACUUCGUUGGAAUCCCUCGUUUUUUCACUGACGGAUUUUGUGGCCAUACCAAGUGUAACAAACAGCGAGCCUCACCGUGAAUUUUGCCGUCAAGCGGCAAGAUGGUUGCAGAAAACAUUCGCGGAGUUGGGAGCCGAUGCUGUUCUGGUACCGUCUGCGGUCCCAGGGAGGAAUCCGCUAGUGCUGGGGACGUUCAGUGCUAAUGGAACAAAAACGGCACCAAAUGUGAAUAAAAGAUAUCGAGUUUUAGUUUAUGGUCAUUACGAUGUCGUCGCUGCUUCUUCGCAAUCCUCCUGGUUAAAUCCGCCCUUCGAGCUUACAGGUCUAAAUGGAUAUCUGUACGGACGGGGGGCAUCUGAUAAUAAGGGCCCUCUGCUAGCUUCAGCAUGGGCGGUGGCAGGGCUGCAGAGCAACGGCGAGCUUGACAUGGAUGUUGUUUUUCUUGUUGAAGGUGAGGAAGAAGCGGGGAGCGGGGGCUUCGCAGAAAGUGAUGUCAUCGGACCGAUUGACGCCAUUCUCGUUAGCAAUUCCUACUGGAUUGACGAUGAAACACCUUGCAUAACUUACGGCUUGCGAGGUGUUAUUCAUGCAUCCAUUGAGAUAUCCAACCAAGGUGAAGAUCGGCAUUCUGGGGUCGACGGCGGUGCGCGGCCAGAACCUAUGAUGGAUAUGGUGAAGCUUCUGGGGACGCUCAUGGACGCCAAUGGAACAAUAUUGCUUCCCUCCUUCUAUGACUGCGUAAGACCAGCAAUGGUAGACGAAGAGGCAUCGUACGUCCAUCUAGCAAAGCUCACUGGGAGUUCACCACAUUCCAUUUCGUCCAAAUGGCGUGAGCCUUCUCUGACCAUCCACAGUGUCACAACCUCUGGGUCCAGUCACUCCACUGUCAUUCCGUCUAGUGUGAGGGCGCAAGUCUCCCUUCGUAUCGUUCCAGAUCAGAGUCUUGCGGAUAUCAUUGCUGGGCUUGAGCUCUACCUCCGAUCAAACUUUGAGAGGCUGCGCUCGCCAAAUUCUAUCAAGAUUGAGAUCGAGCGGACUGCAGACUGGUGGCUCGGGAGGUUGGAUGAUAGAUGGUUCCGAGCCUUGGAGAAAGCUGUCCAAGAUGAAUGGGGCGUCCGCCCCCUGCGGAUACGAGAAGGUGGAUCUAUUCCAUCUGUCCCCUAUCUUGAAAAAGAAUUCAAAUGUCACGCUCUUCAUCUCCCUAUGGGUCAAAGCUCUGACCGAGCACAUCUGAAAGAUGAACGAAUGUCACUUAACAACCUGUACAAAGGUCGUUCUGUUGUCGAGCAUUUCUUCCGCUGUGUUUCCUCUGACGAUUGUUUUGAUAAUCAUAAUCUAUAA